This is a messenger RNA of Pyrenophora tritici-repentis Pt-1C-BFP, 504 nucleotides long. NCBI's taxonomy places the organism in Eukaryota, Fungi, Ascomycota, Dothideomycetes, Pleosporales, Pleosporaceae. The record is from RefSeq and is a predicted model, not a curated record.
AUUGAACACCACUUCACUAUUCCCAAGAUCCGAACACGUUCACUUCUCACCAUGCACUUUAUCAACUUGAUAACCUUGUUUGCUCUCAAUGUUGCGAGCCUUCCAGCCUCACAAGCAAACGAACCGCCGGGUCCAUUUGAUGGUCUUGCGCCGAACCCUUCGGAUCCAUCAUGCCGUACAUUCUCUUCUUGUAAUUACGGCUUGGCGGGGUGUGAAAGAUCAUGUAGAGAAGGUGGACUGCGAAUGAUCGGGUGCGAGGCUAACUGCAGUUGCCGGUGCCAGUUCGGCUGAACCGUCGGAAGGUCCUCGCGAAGGAGACGCUAUCAGAAACGGGAAGGCCGAUGGUGGAUUUAAGGAAGAAAUGUUGAGAUGAAACCAGAUACGAAGGUUGCACUGAAGGGCUAAGGGAAACAAUCGGGUCUGGAGAUAUGAUUACGCCAGCUUUUAUUGGACAGCAAGCUGCCACAGCUUACAGUUCGCAAUAAUGACGAUUUGCUUAUCCAA